AUGAAUCAAAAUACUUUUCCAUGUGGUUGUUCUCCCCUAGGAAAUUUAACAAAGUAUGAUUAUGAUAAAACUGAUAAUAUAUUUAUUGGUAAUGUAUCAAAAAUUAUUUAUGAUCGGUCAAAAAAUACACAAAAAAUUGAUUUUAAAAUAAUAAAAAAUUAUAAAGGUUUGUACAAAACGGGUCAAACAAUUACAGUUCAAACAUUUCGAAAUAGUUCGAAUGUAUGUGGAUUAGAUGUUCAAAAAGGUCAACAAUGGCAAAUAUGGGCAUCGGGUUCACCAUCUCGUAUUAGUAGUUGUACACGAAGUACAAGAAAUAUAAAUGAAAACAUCAAAGAAUUAAAACAAUAUUCAGAAUUACUAAUCAAUGAAAAGUCAAAAAAGAAGGAAUCACGUACUAAAACACCAUUAUUACUUAAACAACCGGAACAACCGAAAACAACUCCAUGUCCAGUAUGUCCAACAUCAAAUACAAUUAAAAUAAACGUUAAUUAUUUUAUUUUACUUAUUAUAUCGUUAUUUAUUUUAUUUUAA
Molecule: messenger RNA, 534 nt
Organism: Didymodactylos carnosus
Lineage: Eukaryota; Metazoa; Rotifera; Eurotatoria; Philodinida; Philodinidae
Source: the annotation of a GenBank genome assembly